Molecule: messenger RNA, 4731 nt
Organism: Globicephala melas (long-finned pilot whale)
Lineage: Eukaryota; Metazoa; Chordata; Mammalia; Artiodactyla; Delphinidae
Gene: TMEM26
Product: transmembrane protein 26
Source: RefSeq, a predicted model, not a curated record
GCCCUCCCCACUCCCCGGGAUUGGGAGGGGGAUGGGCAAGCGCGGGAGAAUAACGCCUGGGAGCCCGAGCAGCGCAGCCCCAGACUCCCCGGAAAGCCCGAAAAGCUGGGUGCAGAAUCGCCUCUCUUUCAAGAGUUCUCAGGAAGUUUGGGGGAGGGGCGCUCCGCUCGCUCCAGUUCGCGGGAGGGUGAGGGAGGACGACAGCAGCGGCAGGUCUCGGAGCUGUGUCGCGUCCCGCCCUCGGGCGGGCUCGGGUGCUCCGGGCGGCGGGGUCUGCGGGGCGCGGGCAGAGCGCGCCGGGCGGCAUGGAGGGACUGGUCCUGCUCAACGCCCUGGCCACCCGGCUGCUCUUCGUGCUGCACUCGCUGGUUGGAGUCUGGCGAGUGACCGAGGUGAAGAAGGAGCCGUGGUACUGGCUGCUGGCGCUGCUCAACCUCUUGCUUUUUCUGGAGACGGCGCUGACCCUCAAAUUCAAGCGCGGCAGAGGCUACAAGUGGUUUUCACCAGCCAUAUUUUUAUAUCUCAUUAGCAUUGUUCCAUCAUUGUGGCUUCUUGAAAUGCACCAUGAGACCCAGUAUUGCAGUAGCCAAUCUGAAGGAAUGUCAAGGAACACCAGCACCAAAGAAGACUUCAAUCAAACUCUGUUGUCAACUGAACAAACCAACAGAGCGGAUGAUCUCAUUGAGACGGUGAGAGCUUUCUCACUGUAUAUUAAAGGAUCUAGCAGAUCACCUUUUCACUUGGCCAAAGUUUUUGUAAAUAACUUAUCUACAGUAUGCGAGAAAGUCUGGACUUUGGGACUCCAUCAGACAUUCCUGCUAAUGCUAAUAAUUGGAAGAUGGCUUCUACCCAUUGGAGGCGGGAUUACUCGGGAUCAACUCUCUCAACUUCUCCUUAUGUUUGUGGGGACAGCUGCUGACAUACUGGAAUUCACAAGUGAGACCCUGGAAGAAGAAAAUGUGAGGAAUAGCCCUGCUCUGGUCUAUGCCAUCCUUGUUAUAUGGACCUGGAGUAUGCUGCAGUUCCCACUUGACCUGGCAGUACAGCAUGUUGUGUGCCCUGUGUCUAUGGCAACAAGGGGGUUCCCCAGCCGGUUCUUUUGCCAAUACAGUGCCGACCUGUGGAACAUUGGAAUCAGCGUCUUCAUACAAGACGGUCCCUUCCUUGUUGUGCGACUCAUCCUGAUGACCUAUUUCAAAGUGAUCAACCAGAUGCUGGUGUUCUUUGCCGCCAAGAAUUUCCUGGUGGUGGUGUUACAGCUCUACCGCCUGGUGGUGUUGGCCUUGGUUGUCCAUGCUUCCUUGCGGAGUCAGCAAGAACGCCUGAAAGGAGAGCACAGAUGCCCAGGUGUACCAGCUGAGAGUGGGGUCUCACCUGGGGCCUGGGCAGGUGGUUCGAAGGAGGGCUUGGCUAUUCCUUUACAGGCCUUGCCGGUCACCUCUGACGACUCUCCCCUGACCCCAUAGUUAGUCACCGAGAGCAGCAUGCCGCCAGAAGGCUUGACUUUCCGGUUCCUAUAGACAGAAUCUUCUCUCUCUCUCUUUCUCUUUUUUUUUAACCUUGGCAUAUAAUAAUUUUCAAAAGAACAACAUAAAAAGUGAUCUUAAACCAAAGCCGAGGAACUUCUUUUUCAACGGAAUGAAAAGAACUUUGAUUAGUGGCUGUCGCUACCACGUCUGUGUGAUGGCAUCAGAUGCUACAGUUGUUCAACCGCUAAGUGAUUUGUUUGUCUUGAACUGUUUGAAAAGCUGCGGACAGGGUUACAGUGACACAUGCCCUCAAGACAUUUAAUGCAGACAAACUGUCCUGGCUGUUACCUGAGAAUAGAGACGCUUUGAACUUUGGCUCUAUUGUCAGCCUAUCUCAUCUGAUCUUUCCUGCAAUGUCCCCCUGACAUCAAAAAAUGUACAUUCAGUGAAUGCAGAAUAAAUGAAGGGAAAAGUGCCUUUAAAAUUACCUCACUGUGGGCUGGAAGCAGUGAAAAUCUCUGCCCAGCUGCCAUAGCAUCAGGAGCCCUAUUCAUCGCUGCACAGACCUUCCCAGGAAAAAUCAUUUUUCUGGGCUGCUGUAGUCUUCUGUCAUGGCGCAUAUGCUCUUACGGAAAUGUUACUGCUUUGGCUUGGGUGCCGCAAAACUCACAGCAAGCCAUCCUGGUUACGGAUCUAUUGGUUGGGAGGCAGGAAAUACUUGUAAUGCUAGCAAAGUCACAAUUUCCAUUCUAAACAUGAUUUGCAGUAUUCGUUAGCAUUUCCCUUAACUCCACUUUACCAUUUUCUAUAUUGCCAAGUCGAAUUGCGUGGGUUGAUGCAAGAACGCACUGCAGCAGUGACUAAAGGUGUUUCAGGCCCUUUAAGUGUUACCAUAGUCGCUGGUGUCUGCCGGCUGUCAAGGUAGCUCCUCUGAACUGCCACAUCUGGAGCCGGCCUUUGGUCUCAGGGAAGAUGCUGGUGAUGGAGACUUGCAUUAGCCCUACUCACGGCCAACGGCCCUGGAUUAGCGAAGGGGAUCAGAAAAUGCCCCAGCAUCGUGGAAAUCAGGAAAUGCGCUUUUCUUCCCUGCAUUACGACCGCAUUUCCCCAGUACUGAAAUAGCCAUACGUUCCCUUUAUAUGCCUCUGUACUUUCCAGAUGGAGGCGAUUCAGAACCUUUUAAAAUGAUUUUUUGCUUUUAAAGAUACAGUGUGAAAAUCUACCUGCUAUAAAGUAUAAUUACUUUAUAGCAGUAAUUAUGUAAAGCAAACAGCCCCAAAACUGUUCCUUUAGGGUUCAAAGCAUAAUUCCUCCUUGUUAUUAUGCUCAGGAAGUGAAAGGGACAUUAAAGAUAAGGCAGGGUGUGACCUUAAAUUGGGUGUGACCUACCGACAACUAAUUGGGACAAUUUCAACUAUAAAUCUGUGUGAGAGGAUAUCUGUUCAAACCAUUUAAUAAAGAGUUGCGUAGGCAAACUCUGUUCUUAUACAGAAAAAUUAAUACUUUCCAAUUAAUAGCUUCUCCAGUGCCUGACGUUUCUAUUUCUUUCUUUUCCUUCCUUGUGUUUCUAAUUUUAACAAUAUGAUGAUUGUAAACUUACACAUGAAGCUAAUGGAAUACAUUUAUAAUUUUUCAUAAUAACUUUAUGAAAGUUAAGAUCAGGAAAUUAUAUUCAUAUAAAGAACUUGACGACUUUUAAGGGCAUGCAAUUUAGAACGCUUAGCAAUUGAAAGCAAAAUAAUAACUGCUAUUUAUAAAGACGCCUCAGCAGAAUCUGUUUUUAUGUUGACUGUCUUAUGUUGAAUGUUUUCCUCCGCAACAUGUAUGUGCUGCUUAUUAUUGCAGAUUUGCUCCUGGGCAUACUUUUCACGUUCCAAUUUUUUUCUUCCAGCCAAACAAAUAUUGGGCCUCUAAAAAUAGAUAAAGUAUAAAGCAGUAUGGCUGUUACAAGGAUAUUUUUUAAGUGCUUUCAAAUCCGAGACUGGGCUUGGCUCUGUGAAUGAGUUUCUAGUAUUUAAGCAUUUUGUAAUUAUAAAGCGCCCUGGACAGCAGUUACUUCCCAGAGGCUGACAUUCUGGGGCUGGCUUCUGUUGUACCUGUAAUAACAUAACGGACUUAGAUCAUCUAUAUAAUGCGAUGCAGGCCAUACCUCUCUUCCAGCCUCCACAGACACAGGACACGCAUAUCCCCAACCACUGAAGAAAGUGGCUUAUUUGUGGUUGCUGGUGCUAUUGUUAUUAUUAUUGUUACUGUUGUUAUUUAAUUGCUUGAUUAAAGCUCAAUCAAAUGUGCUUCCUAAAAACCUAUCAUUCCAUUUGUGAGAAAACACAGUGCGCAUGUUUUAGCGAUGCUGUGUAGAAACACACCUCAUAACCCUCUUGUGGGCUUUCUUCACUUACUAGAGGAGUCUCCGAGGACAUGACUUGACACUGCAAGAUUAGUGAUCUGUCUUUCUCUUUGACUAUUCUGUUAAUUUUUAUUUAAACUGGAACAGAUAACAUAAGAAAAUGGAAAUUUUUAUUGGCCAAUAACAUUCUUUCUAAUCUUCUAAAAUGAAGAUUGUUACACAAAUUCAUCAGUUGGCUCUGUUGUAGUUCCACUAACAUGUAGUAGCACUUCAGGCCUUUUAAGACCAAAAAGAUGUGGCCAGUUAACUAUCAGCAUUCACUAUCAUAAUAUUAAUUGUUAACUUGUUAUUUCACAGACUUUUCAAAGCCCUGGGAAGGCAUGCAUUUCAGUGCACGUUUUAGGAUUUCCAUACAGGUUUCAGAGAUCCACACUGACUCUUAUUAUCUCUGGCAUUUGAUCUCAAUGACUCAAUCACCUCUCCUGUUAAAAGAGAAAGGAUUGCAUAGGGCCACUGUCCACCUUCACUCUACUCCAGUGUCAGAAAUGUGACAUACAUGCUGACAUACAUCUAGAGCCUCAGAGAUGUAAAUGAAACGUCAAACCGUCUAGAAUUAUAAGAACAGAAGAGACUGUUACUUUUUUCCCCCUAAUUUCAGACUUCGCUUUUUACUUAAUGGACAUUCUGAUCCACUCUCAGAAACAUCUGAUUUGGGGUUAAACUAGGCAGCUGGACGACGUUUAUGGCUUUGAGGCUUAAAUAACUUUCUAUAUGAUGGGAGUAACUCUAAACAACGUUUGAAUAAUCAGCUCCUACAGUCUUAUAUUUCAUGGGUGUCCAUCCUCUGAAUCUUUCUUACAGAAGUAUUUUAUAAGAAAAUUGUCUGUGAAUUAUUUAUAUUUAUACUAUUUUGGU